AUGUGUUUGAGACCGCCGAGGAAGGAAGAUUGCUUGCCGAAAUGGGAUAACAGCGUUGUCCCAUUCCCCAAUCAUGACAAUAAGAAGGAUGACGAGCCAACGUCUCCAAGAGUUGGGUGUAUGGGUCAGAUCAAGCGCGACAGGAAGCUGGUUUCUGGGUUCCCAAUCAACCACCAUAGAUUCAACAACAACAACAACAACAACAACAGCAGCAGCAGUAGUAAUAACAACAGUGACAACAAGAAGUACUUCAAGCUCAAUAAAGUCUUUUCAGGCAAGAAUCUCAAUAGUUUCUUAAGCAUCAAUCUCAGUAGUAGUAGUAGUAGUGCUCGCAGUAGCAAUUUUAGCAAGAAACAGAUGAUGAUGAUCAAGGGUGUCAAUAGGAUCAAAUCAUCCUAUGAUGAGAUGGAUUAUGUUUCAUUCAGUGUCGUCGAUUUGGAUCCCCCUUUACCGGUCAUUAAGCCGACGACGACUACGACGAUGUGUGCAGUUAAUCUAUGGAAAAGGAGAUGUGGGGGUGAUCAGACCUUGAAGUCUUUACAGCUUCAACAAAUAAACCCUUCUUCUGUUCUUGGACCCAACACCCUCUGA
Telopea speciosissima is the source of this 591-nucleotide messenger RNA. RefSeq names its product probable WRKY transcription factor protein 1. The transcript has a single exon. The record is from RefSeq and is a predicted model, not a curated record. NCBI's taxonomy places the organism in Eukaryota, Viridiplantae, Streptophyta, Magnoliopsida, Proteales, Proteaceae. Bases 1 to 591 code for a protein of 196 amino acids.